GCACAUGCAGGGGAUGGGGCACACCUACGCCCGUAUGAAGCCGAGGGAGUGGAAAUGGAAUGACGUCGCCAGACGAUUGAAGAACGUUGGUGUCGACAGGAAGGCGGAGAAAUGCAGCAAGAAAUGGGACACCCUCAUGCAACAAUUCAAGAAAGUUCAUCGUUUCCAGCAGCCGUCCGGGGGAAUGGACUUCUUCCAGUUGAGCUCGAAGGAGAGGGCGAGCAACGACUUCAAUUUCAACAUGGAUCGAGCCGUUUACGACGAAAUUGAAGGGUCCACCGGUUUCAACGAAACCAUCAACCCGAAGAACGUUCCAGACACUGGUGCCCGCGGCGGUGUGCGCUUGCCGUCGCCGUGGAAUGGUGAUCCUGAGGCAGUUGGCGAUGCCGACGGGGGUGCGCGGGGGGAAGAAGAGGAGGAGGGAUCGACUCGUGAUUCUUCCCAGACGUCGCCCUCCCCUGGUGGGUUCGGAAAGCGGAAGAGCGUGCGGCAGCAGACGUUCGAGGCAAUGACCGACUGCUUGGACAAGCACGGUGCGUUGAUGGCGGCCACGAUGGAGAGUGCCAGCAAGCGGCAAUGCAACAUUCAGCUGCGACAAUGAUAUGGUAUGACUUCUCGCGGAGUUGCACGUGGGAGAGCUGUUGGCAAACAAGUAGCGGAAGGCGAGCUCGCACCGAAGAAAGGUCGCCACGAUCCCCUGAAGAGAAGAAGGGUCGUCCAAGGUGGGAAGGCCGCAAUCCGGCGAGAGGUGGAGUCUGCUUGGGUGGAUGCAGAGGACAGACAGGAGGAGGACGACGACUUCGAAGAAGAAGAGGAGCAAACUCUCGAGAGAAGAGUGAAGCAGAGGGGGGGGUUCGCCGCGGAGGCGGGGCAUGAUCAGCAGCGGACGCCGUCGAUUAGGCGGACCGAACAGCCUGUUGGCGUCACAAGCAAUUCCCAGGCCGUGAUCGACUCAUCGACGAAACGUUCCCCCGCGCCGCAGGCGCGCGGGGAGGCAACUAAGGUUGCGUCGUCCGUGGCAGACGCUGCGAAGGCAGGCGAUGGCGGGACAGUAGGCGAAGACGAGGAAGCGGUAGCGAACAGGCUUCGCGGGCAACGUGCCGAGGCGAAAACGAGGAAGCGGUAGCGAACAGGCUUCGCGGGCAACGUGCCGAGGCGAAAGCGAUGGAUUUGGCCGCGAGGCUAUGGACGGACGACAUUCGGUUCUGGAAUCAAACGCGGGGACACAG
Molecule: messenger RNA, 1229 nt
Organism: Chara braunii
Lineage: Eukaryota; Viridiplantae; Streptophyta; Charophyceae; Charales; Characeae
Source: the annotation of a GenBank genome assembly